AUGGGACUGAGACUGGCUACCACAAGCUAUCGGCUGGUCGUAGCGCCGGCCAGCAGUAAUCGCGGCACCGCCACCGUGGUUAGCGGUGGUAGCAACGCGGGUGGUGGACUCAAUGUGACCACCAUCACGACGACGGGCAGCACACAAACACAGACAGCGGUGGCGUCACAGCAAACAAAUGGCACCACUUACAAGAUCGAGAUGCUGGACGAUGACAUACAGAGCCUGGGCACGGACGACGACGAUGAUGACAUCAUCAGCAGUGAGGGAAGCAUGUACGAUGGCGACUUGAACGUAAACGAUGAUGUGGCUCACCAGCUGGCAGCCGCUGGACCGGUGGGUGUGGCCGCUGCAGCAGCCAUUGCCUCGUCGAAGAAACGCAAGCGUCCGCACUCGUUCGAAACGAAUCCUUCGGUUCGCAAGCGCCAGCAGAAUCGACUGCUGCGCAAGCUACGUGGCAUCAUUUACGAAUUCACAGGUCGUGUGGGCAAGCAGGCAGUGGUACUGGUAGCCACCCCGGGCAAACCUAAUACCAGCUACAAAGUGUUCGGUGCCAAGCCGUUGGAGGAUGUGCUGCGAAAUCUGAAGAACAUUGUCAUGGACGAGCUGGACAAUGCGUUGGCUCAACAGGCGCCGCCUCCCCCACAAGAGGAUCCAUCCCUGUUCGAGCUGCCUGGACUGGUCAUCGAUGGCAUACCCACGCCGGUUGAGAAGAUGACGCAGGCGCAGUUGCGCGCCUUCAUACCGCUCAUGCUGAAGUACUCGACGGGUCGAGGCAAGCCCGGCUGGGGACGCGAGUCAACGCGACCUCCCUGGUGGCCCAAAGAGCUGCCGUGGGCCAAUGUUCGUAUGGAUGCACGCUCCGAAGAUGACAAGCAGAAGAUAAGCUGGACGCAUGCGCUCCGGAAGAUCGUGAUCAAUUGCUACAAGUAUCAUGGACGCGAGGACCUGUUGCCAACGUUCGCCGAUGACGAGGACAAGGUGAACGCGCUGAUCUCCCAGUCGGGCGAUGAGGACGAGGAUAUGGAGCUCUCGAAUACUGCGACCAUUCAAACCGUGCAAACAGUAACACCAGCGACGGCCACCACGAGUAAUCAACCACAGCAGGUGAACGUCGUGAAAAUCAACAGUGCCGGCACCGUCAUUACCACGCAUACCGCCCAGUCGAACACGCCGGCACCGACCAUCAUCCAGAGCACGAACAACCAGCACGUGACCACAACAGCCACAUUGCCGGCAUCCACAAAGAUUGAGAUCUGUCAGGCGCCGGCGCCGCAGCAACAGCAUCAGCAGACCUCGACGGGCACCACCACCGUGCAGAUCCAGCCGGUUCAACAGCAGUCACAGCCACAGACCAUACAGCUGCAGACCGCCAGCGGUACGGCGACGGCAACGGCUGUGACGACGACAGCAGCCGCCGUAAGUGCGUCUAACGCAGCAGCGGCGGCGGCCGCAGCGGCAGCUCAGUCAACGGCUCAAACGGUCACCGCCCAGCAGAUCGCCAAUGCGCAAGUUUGCAUCGAGCCCAUAACGCUGAGCGAUGUUGAUUACACCACACAAACUGUGUUGUCGCAGAAUGCUGAUGGGACCGUCUCGCUGAUUCAGGUCGAUCCGAAUAAUCCCAUAAUAACGCUGCCGGAUGGCACAACCGCCCAAGUACAAGGCGUGGCAACCCUACAUCAGGGCGAAGGUGGCACCACAAUACAAACCGUACAAAGUCUUACUGAUGUUAAUGGGCACGACAAUAUGACCGUUGAUUUGACUGAGGCACAGGACGGUCAGAUCUUUAUAACCACUGAGGAUGGUCAAGGCUAUCCCGUUUCCGUGAGCAAUGUGAUCUCGGUGCCCGUUUCCAUGUACCAAUCCGUGAUGGCCAACAUGCAGCAGAUACAGACUAAUAGUGACGGAACGGUGUGCAUCGCCCCCAUGCAGGUGGAAAAUGGCGAUCAGCUGGAAACCAUCACCAUGUCUCCGGGCAUGCAUCAAAUGAUGAUUCAGGGUGCGCCGGGCCAGGAGCCCCAGCUGGUGCAGGUGGUUAGCCUUAAGGAUGCCACGCUGCUCAGCAAGGCCAUGGAGGCCAUCAAUUCGGGCAACGUAAAAGCCGAGGACACGAUCAUAAUGGAGCAAUAAACCUAAUCGGGGCGAUUGUGCAUCUUACAGAUACAUAUAAAUAUAUAUAUAUAUAAAGGCGUUAUGUAUUCCAUUACUCUACAUGUAUAUUUAAUUUAUAGCCUAAAAAAACUAAACGCAUAAAUGAGAAUAUUAUAUAAGUACCUGAAUGGUGUUGCUAAAACGAAAAGUCAAAACAAAAGCCCCGCCAAGCAUUGUUUUCCCCCCUAAUAAGUUUGUUAAUAAAUUUCCUGUAUUUUUUUUUUUUUUUUGUUUUAACCUAUAAGUAACUCAUUAUUUUGUAACAUUCAAAAUAACUAGUCGAACAUCUCAUUUUCUAGUCAAGAAGACGGAUUAUUCCAAAUUUAAUGUUAAAGAAAAAACCACAACAUUUUUGUAUAGAUUGCAAAAAGAAGAGGAGAAGACAACUAGUCUUCGCAUAGAACAAGUUUUUUUUCGCUUAAUAUCAAAUAACUUAUUUAAGCAUAUUGUAAUUGUAUUUCUUUUUAUAUACAAAAUGCUAUCGAAAUAACCUUAAAUCAAUUUUUCGCUCUAAAUAGAUAAUACUUACAAUAAAACAAACCAGUCUGGGCCCUCCUCUAUCAAGGUGGGGGGCCACAACUUUAAGUACUGCUUGUAUGAAUACAGAAACAUACAUACUUAUAGCUAUGAAACAUACACGUAUCUAUUUAUAAGAAAUAAAUGUGCGUUCUACGCCCUUACAAACUAUAAAUGUAUGAAACGAACACAUUUGCAUUCAUGUACUUGUAUUUAUAUAUAAAUAUCUAUAUACAUACUACUAUAUGGUAAAUAAUCUAGUCAAAAACAAAACACAAAACGAAUCUAAAUUGAAAUUGAAUUGUAAAAUGUUUGCAAUAACUUGCGUUAUUUAUAAACUUUAGGAACACACAUCGGAUAAUACAGCUAGGCAAAAGGAAAGAGGGACAUAGUAUCAAGAUAUCCCUAAAUGUUUUAAGUCCAUGCAAUGUAAACAGAACAUCACUUUAAAUAUAACUACAACUAAUUUAAUUAUAUGGUAAACUAAAAAUAAAGUAAAAACUGUAUGAAAUUUAUUUAAUAAAGCCAUUUUUAUUGUAA
Molecule: messenger RNA, 3207 nt
Organism: Scaptodrosophila lebanonensis
Lineage: Eukaryota; Metazoa; Arthropoda; Insecta; Diptera; Drosophilidae
Gene: ewg
Product: DNA-binding protein Ewg
Exons: 8
Coding region: 1-2130 (709 amino acids)
Biological process (GO): regulation of transcription by RNA polymerase II
Cellular component (GO): nucleus
Molecular function (GO): DNA-binding transcription factor activity, RNA polymerase II-specific; RNA polymerase II cis-regulatory region sequence-specific DNA binding
Source: RefSeq, a predicted model, not a curated record